Molecule: messenger RNA, 3072 nt
Organism: Thunnus maccoyii (southern bluefin tuna)
Lineage: Eukaryota; Metazoa; Chordata; Actinopteri; Scombriformes; Scombridae
Gene: ncaldb
Product: neurocalcin delta b
Exons: 4
Coding region: 969-1547 (192 amino acids)
Biological process (GO): calcium-mediated signaling
Cellular component (GO): cytosol
Molecular function (GO): actin binding; calcium ion binding; tubulin binding
Source: RefSeq, a predicted model, not a curated record
AACAAAGUCAGUUAAUUAACUGGAAACACAGAGGUGACAGAUCUUUCUUUCCCUUCCUGGAACAAGCUACCUGGACCCUAAUUUGCUUUGGCCUGGUCUGACAUUGCUGAUUUUAUCUGUCAUUAUCCUCGGCUAAGCUUAGAACAGCUUCCCUCUUGUCUUUAGCCUGGAGAGCUCAGCAGCAGCUAGCAGUCUGACAAGGGAAAGUUGCUAAGCACAUUAGCUGCAAGGUUAGCCGAUGAACUGUGUCCUCUGCCGAGUGUUAAGACUCCCCUGUUCACUUUCUGCAAAAAAAAACCUCAUUGGCUACAGAGAAGUGGUUUGGUGAUGCUGAUGAAUACCUCAUCAAAACUAGGUCAAUAAACAGUCUACUAUUAAUACAGAGGAUGUGGAUUUAUGUGUCGAGGCAUCAGAGUUCCUGCAGGAAAUGGAAGUUGCAUCUGCAGCACUUCGGUGUGUGUGUGUGUGUGUGUGUGCUGCGCUGUGAGCGUGUGGGGUGUGGUUGUACAUCUGUGGUAGUGUUGCACCAUUAAAACAUUCGGUGGUCUUGUGUUUCAAGUGCACGUGAGAACUUCUGCAUCUGCACAAGACGACACGUUCAACAACUCGAUCUUCCUGCUUUUCUUUCAGUAUACCGUCAUCGCUGUGAUGUUAGGACCACGUGUGUCUGCGUUUUGUUGUAAAACACGAACAAACUAAAUGAAAAAGAUAAAAACCGUGUUGCUCAAGGCUUAAAUCAAACUGUCAGCUAAACUGACUCUGCUUAAAUCUGCUUAAAAGGAAAAAAAAUGAAAGAAAUAAUCUGUAUUUUCAGUAAUUAAAGGUUCCUUAUAGAAGUCAUGGAUGAUGAAUAGGUGCCAAAUAUAGUGCUGAUGUUCUGUGUCUGCUGGAUGUCAACUGGUACUUAAAAGCAGUCUAAAUCGCCGCCACCGCCCUCACAUCACCCACAGCCUCCACAAGCAGCGACCAUGGGCAAACAGAACAGCAAGCUCCGUCCCGACGUCAUGCAGGACCUGAUGGACAACACGGACUUCACCGAGCAUGAGAUCUCGGAGUGGUACAAGGGCUUCUUGCGGGACUGCCCCAGCGGCGCUCUCUCCAUGGAGGAGUUCAAGAAGAUCUACGCCAACUUCUUCCCAUACGGUGACGCCUCCAAGUUCGCCGAACACGUCUUCCGCACGUUUGACGCCAACGGAGACGGGACUAUCGACUUCAGGGAGUUCAUCAUCGCCCUGAGUGUGACCUCGCGCGGCCGGCUGGACCAGAAGCUGAAGUGGGCAUUCAGUAUGUACGACCUGGAUGGGAACGGAUACAUCAGCAAGGCAGAGAUGCUGGAGAUCGUAACGGCCAUUUACAAGAUGGUUUCCUCUGUGAUGAAGAUGCCUGAGGAUGAGUCCACACCAGAGAAACGCACAGAUAAGAUCUUCAGGCAGAUGGACACAAAUCGAGAUGGUAAACUCUCCCUGGAGGAGUUUGUCGAGGGAGCAAAGAACGACCCCUCCAUCGUCCGGCUGCUUCAGUGCGACCCCAGCAGCGCUGGACAGUAAACGCCUGGACUUUUUCCCGUUGGCAGUUUGAUUAUUAAUUUAACACAUUUUCAGAAUCUCUCCCAGCUGACCCACCUGAGAUCGUUGACAUUUGUUCACCUGAGCUAUAGAGGCGCAUGCAUUCGACACACAGACACACACACACAACAUGCAACUGUACAUAACUACAAAUACCAAAGUCCGACGCGUAUACAAUCAGACGCUCACAUGCACAUACUGUACAUGCGCCUCUAUGCUCAGGCUACGGUCGACACGAGUCUCGUACACGGUACAAAUAUAACUCAAAGGACUCCAAUCCCAUCAAAGACUUGUUUAACACUGAAUCAAAGCUGUGCUAUCUCUGUCUGAGAGGACAGCCAGCGAGGAUAAUCCAACAUUCAUGAGGUACGAUCGGUCCCCUCAGAAUUGAGCCGAAUCCAAGUUUGCUGUUUUUGUUUUUAUUUUAUUUUAUUUUUUGUUAUUUCUGACAGCAUUGUUCCUGAGUUGAAAGGGAAUCAUGCUCAUUUUUGUUCUCUCUGUAACUGACUCGGGCUGUUGAGUGAAGACGGACAGAUCUUUACAAAGUAUUGCAAUCUUAACUCCGUGUUAACACUGGAUGAAAUGAAGUAUGUGAGUCUGGGACUACCAGUGUUCACAGCUUGCAGUAUGGCUAUGUAGACAGGAGAUCUGGGAAAUGUAGUUUUUAACCAGAGAAGCAUUUUAGACGGCAUGAACAAUGCUUUUCUGUUUUGUUUUUUUUAAAUGUAUAUUUUGGAGGAAUGUUACAUCAAACCAAAACUGACUUUUAAAUGAAGGGGAAUAUUUUGACUACAGAUUACACCAUCUGUUCUUUUUGAAAAUGACUUUUUAUGCCAAGUUCUGUAUCCACACACACACACACACACAUACACACACAUACAUCUACACACACACACGCUUCAUAUAAACACACACAUUCACCUCACUGAUUAAUACAUGAACUUGACAUAUGCAUGUAAAACGAGCUGUGAUUCUCUUUCUCCAAAUAUGGUUCAACAAGUGUAUAAGCAAAAAAAAAAGAAAAGUUAGAUGUUAUAUGAAUAUAUAGUAUGUACUUAUAUAUUCUUUUACUCUGUGAUAACAUUGUGGACAUUCGCCGCAAUGGAAGAGAUUCACUUUAAAAAUUUUGACAUAUAAAUUAUUGGAAUGUGACGAUUUUAUUUUCUUUUACUUGACAAUUAUGAUAUGAAAGAAAGUUGUACAGUAUAUUCACUCAUAUUUAUGAUAGAGAUGUUAAAAGAGGAGAGGACCACACAUAUUGCUAUGCACUCAGCUUUGAGCAUCCACUUAUACAUUUUAGUGUUUGUAGCUUCUUUUUUCGCCCCUUUUUUUGACAGUGAGAAAAAUAGCUACAGAUCUCACAGCUUUUGAUCCCCCCGCUGACUUUCAUAUUUCCCAGGAAGCCGCUAAACUUUGAUUUUUUUUCCUGUGCUGUCCGUCUGUGUGUAAACAGCCUCCAAAUGGUGUAAGCGUCAUUAAAGUGCAACUGUAACUGUACAAAUCUUAA